Aspergillus homomorphus CBS 101889 is the source of this 1502-nucleotide messenger RNA. RefSeq names its product bZIP transcription factor. Bases 56 to 1348 code for a protein of 430 amino acids. Lineage: Eukaryota; Fungi; Ascomycota; Eurotiomycetes; Eurotiales; Aspergillaceae. Gene Ontology annotation, biological process: regulation of DNA-templated transcription. The record is from RefSeq and is a predicted model, not a curated record. Gene Ontology annotation, molecular function: DNA-binding transcription factor activity. The transcript is spliced from 2 exons.
UGCUUACCUAGAGAUUCUCGCUCGGUAGUGAAGCCUUUGAUUGAUUUCCUACACCAUGCCGAUGCAGACAAGGGGUUCAACAGUAGAAAGCGACAACGCGGGAAGUGCAAAACGGAAGCCCGUCCGCCGAGACCCGGAGAAGAGGAGGCAACAGAAUAUCCAGGCGCAAAGAAAGUACCGAGAGAAGCUUCGUAAGCGUCUGGAGAACCUCGAAGUACUCGCAGAGUCUGCGUCGGAAGCAGCCCUAGCGCAUGGAUCUGCGAUCUCUCUGCCCCACAUUCUUACAGAUGACGUUCCAAAUGCUGAGGCUGCGAGAAACCCCGUUUCCUUUCCAUCGGUGGUGGGCCCAGAAGACCCAAUUCCACCACUAGACGGGUUCUCUGCACCACCUAGCUUCUGGGAGCAUGCAACAUGGCCUGCCGAGUUUGAUGACUCUUCAACAUCGCUGGCGAUACUCGACUCUGCUAUAUAUGCACCAUCACCGGCCGGCCUUCCAGCAUCUAACAUAUGGGGUUCGCCCAUCGACCUCAUUUCCUCAGUCUCCAGCUUGCGGGAUUUCACCCCCAGUGCUCCACAGUCAAAUGACUCCCCAUCCACCUCCCAUGGCGAACCCUCCUUUCUCAUUCCAGACAACGAAAAAGGCGCUUCACAAUGCACGAUGAGCGUCAAAUGCGGCUGUCCAAGCCCGCACAUCCGCAUCCAGACACAAGGAUCCCACCCAUUCCGCACGGGCGAGAUCCGGGUCCUCAGUCUGGACCUCCCCGCGCAAGUAGCAGACCCAUACACCAACCACAUUCGCAUCGACACGCUCUGCACCGUGACAGCGCUGUACACCCUUGGAUUGCAUAUCGGGGUUACGGAAUCGAUGCUCUGCGCUGACGCCUCGUUCUCGCCUUUCUACCGGCCGACGGCAGGUUCCGUGGACGGUCUCACCAAAGCAAACAUGGUCGGCGCCGUCCAGAGGAUAUUCAAGACGCUGAAGCCGGAUCUCCGGCCGACCCGCGAGCAGAUCACGAUCGAGCAUCACCCCUACGUCGACAUCCUGCCCUUUCCGACGCUGCGGAAGAAUCUCUUGACUCAACAGGAGGAGUUCGAUGAGGAUGAGUUCUUCGAUGAUGUGGUUUCUGGCUUGGUGUGCUGGGGCGGAGCGGGUAUGGGGAAGCGGGACAGGCAAGACUCUAUUGGGUGUCUGCCAACAGGUACCCCGUGGGAUGUUCGCAGUUGGGAGGCUAGGGGGUGGUUUCUGAAGAAGUAUUGGGCGCUGCUGGGUGGUGAAGAUGGGGAGCUUGUGCGGCAAAGUGAGUGGUGGUGUAGCAUCAGGGGGGAGGACAUGGAAGUGCAUGGUUAGAGAAGUCAUUAGCGGAUAUUCCCUCCUGCACUUGCGUGCUGAUUUACGGCAAUAGAGUUAGAGUGAUUCGUGACGGCUUGCAUCGUUUAGCUUAACGCUGACACCCUUACCUACAGGACAGAGUCAUUCUGGGACUCUGUAACUCCAUACUCUU